AUGAACAAAAAUUCGGAGAUAAGUUAUGACCCAAGUUUAGAAGAAGAACACUCAUUAAGUAGUGAUCAAAGCAAAAUUAAAAAUUACUAUGAUGAUGAAAACAAAGGAAUAGAAUAUAUAAGCAAUACAAACAAAAGCAAUUACAUGAAUGAGCAAAACACUGAUUUGAAUGAUACAUAUAACUACAUGAAUGAUCAAAAUAAUUAUAGAAUGGAAAAUGAAUAUAAUGACGAACCAAUGAAUACUCAAUAUAUUCCUUCGUUGUAUGGAUUAGGUAGGGAAAGACAAGCAUUGCCAUUCCAAGCACAAGACCAUAAAAUUCCAGGACAAGUGUCACCAUAUCAUGCUCCUCGAGAUACAAAUAUUUCAGAAACUGAAACUUUAUAUGAUGAUCAAAAUUGUCCUAUUCCAACUGAUUCAAAUGGUGACCCCAAAAAAUUAUGGUCUUGGACUAAUGAUGGGAAAUUAAAACUACAAUGUUCACAGCCAAUAAUACCAGUAUCAGUAGUUCAAGGUAUACUAAGAAGAGAUAAAAUUAUUUUAGUACCACAAGUUGAAGUAACAGAUUUUGUUGUUCCAAAAGUGUAUAAUCAGAAUAUUAAACAUGAUAUACCCAAAUUGGAUAUAAAACUACAAUGUUCUAAUGUAGAAAUUCCAAAUGUCAAAUAUGUAGAUAAAGAAAUUAUAAUACCUAUUAUUACAGGAUAUACACAUAAAUUUGUUCCCAAAUGGGAAAUACAUGAAGUUCCUAGACCUAUAGUUAAAUAUAUUGGUGAGCAAAAAAUAGUUGAAGUAGAAGUCCCUGAAAUAAAAUAUGUAGAUAAAAUAGUGGAAAGAGAGGUUGUUGUUGAUACAGUUGAAAAAAGAGUUCCAAAAAUUAUAGAAAUACCAAAAUAUGUAGAUGAAGUACAAUAUGUAUGGAAGCCAAUUGAAAAAAUUAUAUAUGUACAAAAGUUUGUGCCUAAAUUUGAUGUAAAUUUAGAAUGCCCACCACCAUUAAUUGUCCCAUACCCAGUACAAACCAUCAAACAUAUACCUCCUGUAAUGGUAAAAAAAAAUCCCAAAAUACCUGAUUAUACACAUAAUGAUUUACAAUCACCUCAAGGAUAUUUACCUGUUGGAGAUGAAUAUGUAGAUCAAUAUACUCCCAAAAAUAACACUAACAUAAAAGGAAUAUUCUCAGCAUGUUGUGAAGUUAAUUGUCAAGGAAAAGAAGCAGAAGAUGAAUAUCGUGAUGUUAGUCCAAAUACAAAUAAUAGCAUAUCACAACAAGCACCUUUAGAAAAUGAAAUAAAUCCUCGUUUCAAUUCAAAUCCCUUUAUAAGUGCCAAUCCAAGCUCUUAUUUAAGCAAAUCCGAUCAAAUGCUCAUUGGUGUAAAUUCUUAG
Molecule: messenger RNA, 1386 nt
Organism: Plasmodium vinckei vinckei
Lineage: Eukaryota; Apicomplexa; Aconoidasida; Haemosporida; Plasmodiidae
Product: inner membrane complex protein 1k, putative
Exons: 1
Coding region: 1-1386 (461 amino acids)
Source: RefSeq, a predicted model, not a curated record